AUGACCGCUCCCGUACCAGACUUCCAUAGCAUUGUUCAUUCGCCCUCCUUCACAUUCCUCGUUGGCCCAGAUCACACAAAACUUACCAUCCAAUCUGGGCUUGCCAAACAUGUCUCCCAGCGGCUUGAUGAGUUAAUGAAUAAUGGACACACGCGCGAGUCGCGGCACCGGAUCGCAGUCCUGGAGGAGGAAGAUGUCGAGACCUUCGUUGGCUUCUGCGAGUAUGCCUAUACGGGAGACUACACAGUGCCCAAUCCUAGAGCCACGCCAAUCGGACACAGAGAUAGCCAAGGAAUGGCUCCGCCGUUAGCUUCUGCUAUGCGUCCCCCGGCCCCAUCUCCUCCAGUCACCCCACAGCCGGGGGAAGAGCCACAGGAAAUUGUAGAAGGAGAAGGAGGGGAAGGGGGACGGAAAGAUGGGGACGAACAGGCCCAACAAGAAGCGACUGGAGGCAUGGGAGCAGAAGACACAGAGAACAUGAACCUCGAAGAAAGAGCCGCCGCAACUCCUGGUAUACCCCCUUCAGAAGCUGUCUCCGCCGCCCCCGACUGGUUCGACUUCGAGCCAACCCCGAAACCUGAAAUGCCUAAGCUUGGCCCAGCCUUCCAAGGGUCAUUCAUCUCCUCUAAAUCUCGCGGUCUGGGACUAUGGGGCGAAUUCGCUUCCUUACAAUACAUCCACCACCAACGCGCCUCUGGCGGUAUGACUCUUCCAUCCCCCCUCUCUCGAAAUACUCCCGGUUACGGUAUUGCCGUCUCUGGCACUGAACCAGCCCCCUACCUCCUCUUCCAUGCCAAGCUUUCCUCUGCCGUCAUCCAGCUGUUGCACUUCACAUUCACGAGAACUAAACGUGAUGACCCAGUCUUCUCGUUGACGAGCUCAGAACCUAGCGCGCAACGGCAGAACGAGCUGCGGAAGUUGGUCACGCACUAUGCUGCGUGUAAGGUGAGAGAGCUCGCGAGCUACCAACCCCCCGCGCCCUCAGCAGCUAGUGUGGAAUCCAUGGAUACACAGCAUUUGGGUUUCAGGGAUUUAUUGGAUGCAUUGGGCGAAUUGGCAUCGGACUUGGUCUAUCGGAUGAUGUGA
This is a messenger RNA of Histoplasma mississippiense, 1086 nucleotides long. RefSeq lists its product with no specific name. The transcript has 4 exons. The record is from RefSeq and is a predicted model, not a curated record. NCBI's taxonomy places the organism in Eukaryota, Fungi, Ascomycota, Eurotiomycetes, Onygenales, Ajellomycetaceae. The coding region runs from base 1 to 1086 and encodes 361 amino acids.